AUGUGGGCUUGUGUGGGAGGUUCAGUUGCAACUUUGAAGCAACUUCUACAAGCUGGCUUUGAUCCACUUGUUCCAGAUGAUGCUAAAUGGACCUGUGCUCAUAUUUGCGCCUCGAUUGGCAACGUUGAAAUUCUUCAAAUCCUCAAACCUUUUAACAUUGACUUAGAUGCCCAAAAUGCAACUGGGCAAACUCCGUUGCAUUACGCGUGCUCUAAAAACAGACUAGAAGUGGUUCAGUUUUUGAUCACAGCUGGUGCAAAGUUAGACAUUCAAGACAACCACGGAGCCACUCCUUUGCACAGAUGCAGCUCUCUUGGUCAUUGGAAAGUAGUUGAAUUAAUGCUUCAAGGCGCUGGAGUUGCGAAACUGGUGAAUAUUUCCGAUUCAGAAGGAAACACCCCACUACAUUUGGCAUGCGAAGGUGGACACUCGAGUGUGUGCAGUGCCUUGUUGAAAGCCGGCGCAGAUAAAACUAAGUUAAACAAAGAGGAAAAAUCACCAGAAUUGCUGAGUACUGAUCCCGAAACUAUUCAAUUGGUUAAAAACUAUGGGAGAUAUAAAGAACUAUGCACUCCGUUGAUAUAA
This is a messenger RNA of Symsagittifera roscoffensis, 585 nucleotides long. RefSeq names its product 26S proteasome non-ATPase regulatory subunit 10-like. NCBI's taxonomy places the organism in Eukaryota, Metazoa, Xenacoelomorpha, Acoela, Convolutidae. The record is from RefSeq and is a predicted model, not a curated record. The transcript has a single exon. The coding region runs from base 1 to 585 and encodes 194 amino acids. Gene Ontology annotation, molecular function: protein binding.